UGCAACUGCAGCGCAGGCGUAGUACGGGGUUGUGGGGCGGCGGCAGUAGCGUCUGGAGCGUUACCUCAGGCACUGGGGCUCUGUACGCCGCGCGUUGGCAAGACGGCACCUUCUUCUGGUGCUCGGCGUGAGCUAUGGCUGAGGCGAUGGAUUUGGGCAAAGACCCCAAUGGGCCAACCCAUUCCUCGACUCUAUUCGUGAGGGAGGAUGGCAGCUCCAUGUCCUUCUACGUGCGUCCCAGCCCGGCGAAGCGCCGGCUCUCGACGCUCAUCCUGCACGGCGGCGGCACCUUGUGUCGCGUGCAGGAGCCCGGGGCCGUGCUGCUGGCUCAGCCUGGGGAGGCGGCGGCCGAGGCCUCGGGCGACUUCAUUUCCACGCAGUACAUCUUGGACUGCGUGGAGCGCAACGAGAGGCUCGAGCUGGAGGCCUACCGGUUGGGCCCGGCUCUAGGGGCCGACCAGGCCCCAGAGACGAAGCCCGGGGCUCAGGCUGGGGGCGCCGCCGCCACGGAGCCCGAGCUGCAGCCGCACGCGGGGCGGAUCGUCUUCACGGACGCGGACGACGUGGCCAUCUUGACGUACGUGAAGGAACAUGCCCGAUCGCCCAGCUCCGUCACCGGCAACGCCUUGUGGAAAGCGAUGGAGAAGAGCUCGCUCACCCAGCACUCGUGGCAGUCCAUGAAGGACCGCUACCUCAAGCGCCUGCGGGGCCAGGAGCAUAAGUACCUGUUGGGGGAGGCCCCAGUGAGCCCCUCCUCCCAGAAACUCAAGCGGAAAACUGAGCAAGACCCCGAGGAUGCUGAUAGCGGGGAACCACAGAAUAAGAGAACUCCAGACUUGCCUGAAGAAGAAUUUGAAAAGGAAGAGAUCAAGGAGAAUGAAGAAGCAGUCAAAAAGAUGCUUGUAGAAGCCACCCGGGAGUUUGAAGAGAUUGUGGUGGAUGAGAGCCCUGAUUUUGAAAUACAUAUAACAAUGUGUGAUGAUGAUCCACCCACACCUGAGGAAGACUCAGAAACACAGCCUGAUGAGGAAGAAGAAGAAGAAAAAGUUUCCGCACCAGAGGUGGGAGCUGCCAUUAAGAUCAUCCGGCAGUUAAUGGAAAAGUUUAACUUGGAUCUGUCAACAGUUACACAGGCCUUCCUAAAAAACAGUGGUGAGCUGGAGGCUACUUCCUCCUUUUUAGAGUCUGGUCAGAGGGCUGAUGGGUAUCCCAUUUGGUCCCGACAGGAUGACUUAGAUUUGCAAAAAGAUGAUGAGGGUACCCGAGAUGCACUGGUCAAAAAAUUUGGUGCUCAGAAUGUAGCUCGGAGGAUUGAAUUCCGAAAGAAAUAAUUGGCAAGAUAAUGAAAAAAAAAGGUUUGGCACAUAAGGCAUUAAAAAUUUUUUUUGUGACUAUUGAACUUCAGAGAUUUUUACAUUGGAACUGACACUCAUCUUUUGACCAAUGCUAUUGUUGCUCUGUGAGUCCUAGAUUUUGUAGCCAAGCAAAGUUGGAGGAUGAAAAUAAAAGAAAUUGGAUAUAUUUAGAGCUGUUCCUGGCAGUAUCAAUGUGUUUGUACAAGGAAAAUCAAAAACAGAGAGGUUGGUUUACAUAGUAAUAACCGCUUUCUGGAAUGGAAUCCCUGCUGUAUUGGUGAGAGGAGCUAGUGACAAAGUCAAAGGCGGAAAGUUAGAUGGGUUGUUUCAGAAAGCAUAAAUAAAGAGCCUCCUAUCCUUUGGCAGAAGCUUCUCUAGAUUAUGAUAGAUUCCAAAUCAAGAAUCUAGGAAUGUGGAAAGAUUUAAUUACAAGGCCUUUGAACAUGGACUGUCCCAAACCCUUGCAUCCCCCAGUGAACUCUGAUUUCUGGGCUGCUUUGAAAACCCCAUAUUCCUUUUGCCAACUUAUAUUUGGGGAGCCUGUUCGUUGGCUGUUCUUUUCUUCAAGUCUGUGUCAGUUAAGUCUCUACCAUGUGUUUCUUUAUCUACCAUCCAGUUUUGUUUAAAACACAAAAAUUUAGAGAGUCUUGGGAAAAGUCUUACUUGGUUACUAGGAAUGUGUUUUUAUUUAUUGAGAAUAGUUUUGUGCUAAGAAUAGUGUUAGAUUUAAAAAUUAGAGGAUUAAUUCCUCUUUGUUGUGUUGAUUUCAUUAUUGAAAAUAAAUAGAACUUUGUAUUUGAGUCUC
Messenger RNA from Orcinus orca (killer whale), 2160 nucleotides. RefSeq names its product TERF2 interacting protein (gene TERF2IP). The transcript has 3 exons. The record is from RefSeq and is a predicted model, not a curated record. The coding region runs from base 135 to 1331 and encodes 398 amino acids. Gene Ontology annotation, molecular function: telomeric repeat DNA binding. Gene Ontology annotation, biological process: telomere maintenance via telomere lengthening; regulation of DNA-templated transcription. Gene Ontology annotation, cellular component: shelterin complex. NCBI's taxonomy places the organism in Eukaryota, Metazoa, Chordata, Mammalia, Artiodactyla, Delphinidae.